Molecule: messenger RNA, 5718 nt
Organism: Brienomyrus brachyistius
Lineage: Eukaryota; Metazoa; Chordata; Actinopteri; Osteoglossiformes; Mormyridae
Gene: ulk2
Product: unc-51 like autophagy activating kinase 2
Biological process (GO): autophagosome organization; protein autophosphorylation; peptidyl-serine phosphorylation
Cellular component (GO): cytoplasm; autophagosome
Molecular function (GO): ATP binding; protein serine/threonine kinase activity
Source: RefSeq, a predicted model, not a curated record
AGGCUGAACAAGUUGAUAGCUAUUGUGUGGGCCGGCGAGUGGGUUUGAGUAUGUUACUAGGACGGUUUGUACAAACACCGUGACAUUUAGCAAAAGGCUAUUUGUUGGUGUACUAUACCCACAAAGGAGCAUACGCCCGUCCCUCCAAAGGAAACCCAUGUUACGAGUGUUUCGGUUAGCCGGCUAAUCGCCGAGAAGAGCAUACAUGUCCUAUGAGUCUGUGAAGAUAUGAGCCUGUUCGGAACCGGUGUUGUGUAGUGGUGCUUGUGUGGCGGCGGUCACGAAGAAACCCAGACUAUGCGAUAUAGAAGCCUCGUUGUGGACAGGGAUGGUCGGGCUGCUGAAUGCGGUCUCUCGUUGUCACGGCGGGUCUGCUCGCUGUCUGUCCUGCAACUGCCCUCAAAUGACACAGCUAAUUAGGUCGACAUUAGUCGCGCACGGCCAGAGGUAGUAGCGAGCGAAGGACACCGUCUCUUUUUAGUUUUUGUAUUUUUGGGUCAACUUGUAUCUCCUCGGAAGCCUUACGGGUUGAAGUGCCGGGGUAAUUAUGAGCGCGUUCUUGGUGGCGGACCGCUGUCACCAGGCCGCGGGCACUGAUCCGCGCGUCUACUUCGCUGCCGACGGCACCAUGUAGCCCCGACGUAUCUAUUCGAAGUGCCUUUUGCAUUUUGGGCUCGACGUGGGCGACUAAGCAGCAAACCAAGUCGCCGAUGUGGGUCAGGGGAAAAUGACAGCUGGCGCGUCUUUCUCCUGGUGCCAAUAGCGGCCAUGCGUAGUGGUCGUAUGCAUCUUGCAGGUCUUAAUACGGCUACAGUGACACUCGGAUCCAAACAAAAAGGAAUAAACUGUUCGGAACCGGCUUCAUGGAUGUGAUGGGAUGGCCCCGUCAGCUCCCAGCAUGCGAGCAAAGUGAAUUCGUAUUGAGAUUUUUGUGCAUUUUUGGCCCGAAUAAAACAAGUCUUGACUGAUGUCCUCAUUUAGCACGGUGGAGUUAAAAUGGCACUAACUGAGUUGACGCGUUGCUGAAGGUAGCUGCAUCGUAAAGGCAUUUCAGCUUUUGUCAGUGAUGUUCGCUUCACGGCUACAACACAUUCUGGCUACAUAUUGAAAACAUUUCAUAUCAACACAUCGGACUGCGCCGCCGGACAUGGAGGCAGUCGGGGACUUUGAAUACAGCCGAAAGGACCUGGUUGGUCACGGAGCUUUUGCCGUGGUGUUCAAGGGGCGCCACAGGAAGAAGACUGACUGGGAGGUGGCAAUCAAGAGCAUUAACAAGAAAAAUCUGUCAAAGUCUCAGAUCCUGCUGGGCAAGGAGAUUAAAAUUCUAAAGGAACUUCAGCAUGAGAACAUCGUCGCUCUCUACGAUGUGCAGGAAACGCCAAACUCUGUGUUCCUUGUCAUGGAGUUCUGCAAUGGAGGGGACCUGGCAGACUAUCUGCAAGCCAAGGGCACCCUGCGGGAAGACACCCUGCGUGUGUUCUUGCAGCAGAUCGCUGCCGCCAUGAGGGUCCUCAAUAGCAAGGGCAUCAUUCACCGCGACCUCAAGCCACAGAACAUCCUGCUGUCCUACGUGGGCCGCAGAAAGUCCAGCCUGAACGGCAUCCGCGUAAAGAUUGCCGACUUUGGUUUCGCCCGCUACCUGCAGAGCAACAUGAUGGCAGCUACGCUGUGCGGCUCCCCCAUGUACAUGGCUCCCGAAGUGAUCAUGUCACAGAAUUACGAUGCCAAGGCAGACCUGUGGAGCAUCGGCACAGUGAUAUACCAGUGCCUGGUGGGCAAGCCCCCCUUCCAGGCCAACAGCCCCCAGGACCUGCGGAUGUUCUAUGAGAAAAACAAAACCCUGAUCCCCAAUAUCCCGCGGGAGACGUCACCGCACCUGGAGGACCUUCUGCUCGGCCUGCUGCAGAGGAAUCAGAAGGAUCGCAUGGAUUUCGACACCUUCUUCAGCCACCCUUUCCUGGAACCGACAUCCACCAUGAAGAAGUCCUGCCCGGUGCCUGUGCCCAGCUGCCCUGGUUCUGCGUCGGACAGCUCCUAUAGCAGCUCCCCGUCCUGCCGCUACGUCUCUCCCCCGUCCCUGCCGGACAUGCAGACGCUGCCCGAAGACGUUCUGUCCUCGCCCCCCCUCGGCCCCCCCAGCUACCUACACCUAUCCAAAGACUCGGGCGGUAGCACCAGUAGCAAGAACUCCAGCGACACCGACGACUUUGUGCUGGUUCCUCACCUCUGCGCCGAGCAGUCCUGUGACAUGCCAAUGGGGGCAACCGGCCGUCGGCCUUCCAGUGAGUUUCUCCUGUGUGGGGGGCUGCCGCAGCCAGCCCCCGGACAGACGCCCGCUGUGUCCCCCCGUGUGGAGACCACACCCAUCCCGGUGCCCACCCAGGUGCGCAACUACCAGCGCAUCAAACAGAAUCUGUCAAGCAGCCCCACCAGCACCCAGUACGGCUCCCCCAGGGCCGGUACUGUGCGCCGCUCAAACACCAGCCCCCUGGGCUUCCCCAAGCUGGCUGCAGCUGUGGCCUCUCCCAGCCCCGGCGAUGUGGCACAGGCUGUAGGCCGUCGCCUGUCUGUGGGCUGCUCGCGGCCCUAUUCACCCUCACCCCUGGUUGGCACGAUCCCUGAGCAGCUAGGUCAGGCUGAUGAGAGCCACAGCCGGAGCACAUCAGCAGGCUCUCCCAUGCCACAGGUUCACAUGAUGGGCCCCCGUCUCCAGAGUGCCCCCACCCUGACUGAUGUCUACCAGAGCAAGCAGAAACUCCACAAGCAGCUCUCAGAGCCCGUGUACCCCACUGCCACUGCCUGCCCCAGCAGCCACUCGACGCAGCUCUGCCGCCCCGGCAGCCUGGGCACCUCCCCCACCAAGCACCUUGGCUCCUCCCCCCGCUCCUCUGAUUGGCUACAGAAAUCUCCGCUUCCCACUAUCAUUGGCUCUCCUACCAAAACGUCGGCACCUUUUAAAAUCCCCAAAACACAAGCCUCCUGUAACCUGUUGGCCCUGGCCUCUCAGCCGGGCAUCGCUGACAGCCCCACGGCCAGCAGAGCGCCACCAGGCCACGCCCACCACUGCUCGCCAUGCCCGGGCCCCCGACAGCUGGCCCCAGAGCCCAGCAAGACCACCUUUGGCAGGUCUGUCAGCGCUGGCCGUCUCUCAGAGCAGCCUGUCAGGAUCACGCUGGACGGGCAGCCAUACCAGGGCAGCACAGACAGCCUGAACACAGAGAGGCCAAUGGACACGGCCCCUGCCGGAACAUGUGGGUUGCCCCCGGGGGGGGCAAGCCCCCGCACAGUACUGUUCACGGUGGGCUCCCCCCCGAACAGCAUCACGCCACCCACCUGUAGCCACCUGGGCUCCCGGCCACGCACCACCUCAGUUGGCUCCAAUAGCUCGGCUGGCUCCCUGUGCUCCACCAGUGGCCGUGUCUACAUGGGUUCCCCACCCAGCAUGGCCUUGGGGGGCUCUCCGCCAGGGGGCGCUGAGGCGGCCCCAAGCAGCCUGCGCUACGUCCCCUACGGCACGUCCCCCCCCAGCUUAGAGGGCUUCAUCACCUUCGAGGCCCCUGAACUCCCCGAGGAAACACUUAUGGAGCGUGAGCACACUGACACACUGAUGCACCUGCGCAUGAUGCUGUCGUUCACGGACUGCGUGCUCGAGAUCGCGGCAGCGCGGCCCGGUGGGCCGGACACGGGUGCCUGCGGCUCGCUGUUCCCGCCGCAAGACAGCGUGGUGGUGGACCAGAUCAGCCAGCUCAGUAAGGAGUGGGGGCAGGUGGAGCAGCUGGUCCUCUACAUGAAGGCGGCCCAGCUGUUGGCGUCGUCCCUGCACCUGGCCAAGGCCCAGAUCAAGUCGGCGAAGCUGAACCCUUCCAGUGCCGUGAAGCAGGUUGUGAAGAGCCUGAACGAGCGAUACAAAAGCUGCAUCGCCUUGUGCCGCCGCCUCACUGAGCGCCUGAACCGCUUCUUCGCCGACAAGCAGCGCUUCGUGGACGAGAUCAACAGUGUGACGGCAGAGAAGCUCAUCUACAGUCACGCCGUGGACAUGGUGCAAUCUGCGGCCCUAGAUGAGAUGUUCCAGCAGACGGAGGACAUAGCAUAUCGCUACAACAGAGCGGCCAUGUUGCUUGAGGGCCUGUCCAAGAUCCUACAGAACCCUGCGGACAUCGAGAAUGUCAACAAAUAUAAGGCCAGUGUGGAGCGUCGGCUGUCAACGCUCUGCUACUGCACCGUGACGCUGUACGAGUAGAGGGGGGCGCCCUCCCAAUAGGACCAGCCAGCUCCCCGGACAGGGACCACAGUGUUCUACCUGAAGAACCACAGGAAAUCCAAGGACACUUCGCGGGAAGCCCCUGCUUCCUCCUGUAGCAGCUGAAGCACUUUGAUGUUUUUUUGAAGUAUUAUAGACUAUUUCAUUUUAUUUAAUGGACUGGGUGAAAGGAGAAGGAUGGAAGUCAUUACCAAAGAUAAUGCAGAUCGAUAAAGACUGACAGAGAGAAGCCUGAACUGGUACCAAGGGUCAGGCUGCUGGACUCACACAUGACAUCAGAGAGGCGGGAGAAAGUGAGCAGAACAAGCAGGCGAUGCAGACAUUAACCACACUGACCUGUCAAAGUGUUGCGUGCUUUUUCAAAACGAAACUAAGUAAUGCGUGUUCAUUACUGUUUUUACUUGUCGCUUUUAUUUAUUGUUCAGGGUUAGAUGCUGUUAGAUCUCUCUCCACUGUUCGCCGGGCAUCUUACCUCCGUGUGAUAUGGGCUAAUGAGGCCGUUUCGAGAUGAUACUUAUGAACCUGCGAUCACAUGCCCCAAAGAGGAAACAACGUCUUUGUAGAAGGCAUCAUUUGUUUGCAAAAACACCUACAUAAAGUACUUUAUAAAUGUUUAUUUAAAAGUACGUAUAUAUUUAUAUGUACGCUCCCCCCAGUAUUGGAUGGAAGUGAGGAAAUGUCCGGAAGAGCUCGAGCAAGCAGGCCUGGAAUCCUCCACAACCAAUCGGGUGCCCUCAGGAACCCUUUUGCUUAGAGCCACAGCGCCCCCAUGUGUACCGUAAUGUCUGUGGGCAGCCUGAAAGACUGGCUGUCGCGCCGGAUCCUGUGCAUUGCCAGUCUUCCUCGGUCUGCAGAGCCGGAAGUUACUGUUGCUCAGUCGGGGCAGCGGACUUUGUGAUUAACCUCUACAGCAACGGAAGGCAGCUAACGCCUGUCAAAGACUGACGCUGCUGUCCGGGCUCCAAAGCCCCCACGGCCAAUAAGGAAGUCAAAUUACUUGAGUAGUUUACCUGAGUUUAAUUUUAUUUUUAUUUUAAUAACUGAUUUUUUUGAGGAAAUUCACAGUCUGCAAAUUGUAAAUAUUUGUAUGUCGUGCAUGUGAUUUAUUAUUCUUGUCCUCCCAGAAUGUGUGAGGGCGGAAACACUGAAUGGUGCCAUUGGUUGCCCUGCCUGUCAAUCAAGGAGCACAAGCCGUUUUAUACGUCGAUUUCUUACUGCCAUAUUCUCUCCACUUGUAUGCGUUGUCUGCAGACCACGUCUCGGGGUAUGCUGUCUUACCCGAGAGGGAGAUGACCGGGGAUGAAAGCCGAACAAUAAAAACUGCUUUUUUCAGUAAUGGCAACGCCGAGCAACCAAUUAGCCGUCACGUUUCCCACGUCUCUGUGAGCACAGUAGUUUAUGAACUAUGUGAUGCAGAAACAGGCCAGUUCGGAGCUUCAUUAAACAGGAUAAACUUU